Chelonoidis abingdonii (Abingdon island giant tortoise) is the source of this 3695-nucleotide messenger RNA. The record is from RefSeq and is a predicted model, not a curated record. NCBI's taxonomy places the organism in Eukaryota, Metazoa, Chordata, Testudines, Testudinidae.
CUCACUCCCGACCUGCAGCCCCUGCCACUGCAGUUCUGGCUCUUUCCCCUGGGCUCUGCAUGCUGAGGUUGGGCUAGGGGUGGACAGGGGCAAUGGAGCCAUUUGACUGCACUGGGGAGUGGAGUCAAGAUGGAGCUGAGAACAAAGAGCCAUUUGUGAGAUGGCACAGGCAGCCCCUCCCCCCGGAGCAGCCCUAGCAGCUCUCCGUCCCUGCGAAAGCGUCUACUGCUGACCCCCCGGACCUUCCCUGAGCUCCCUGCAGGUGCCAUGGUGGAAAAGAGCACAGAGAGUGCCCCAGAUCGGGGCCCCUUGUCCGUCCCCCUCAACUACCCACUGAGCGCCAGGAGUUUCAUCCGCAACAACAAGAAAGCGCAAAGCUGGUACAGCAUGCUGAGCCCCACGUACAAACAGCGCAAUGAGGAUUUCCGCAGGAUCUUCAAGGGGCUGCCGGAGAGCGAGCGGCUGCUUGUGGAUUACUCCUGUGCGCUGCAGCGCGACAUCCUACUCCAGGGGCGGCUCUACCUGUCCGAGAACUGGCUCUGCUUCUACAGCAACAUCUUCCGCUGGGAGACAGCAAUCUCUGUCCCGCUGCGGGAGGUGAAAUGCCUGAAGAAGGAGAAGAUGGCCAGGCUGAUUCCCAAUGCCAUCCAGGUCUGCACUGCAGCUGACAAGCAUUUCUUCACCUCAUUUGGAGCCCGUGAUCGCUGCUUCAUGUUGAUCUUCCGCCUAUGGCAGAAUGCACUACUGGAGAAGACGCUGUCUCCCCGGGAGCUCUGGCAUAUCGUCCACCAGGGCUAUGGCGCUGAGCUUGGCCUCACCAGCGAGGACGAUGACUACGUCUGUCCUGUCCCCACUGACGAGCUCAAUGGCCCGGGGCCAGUCAGGGAGCUCAGUGACAUCAUCGAGCUGAGAGACCUGGCCUUGCCCUGCGCUGCUGACCUCAAGCUGGAGCCCAGCCCCACGUUGGCCAGGACAGCCGCUAGUCAGAGCUUCCACUCACUGGCCAGCAGCAGUGAUGGGGCAGCCUCACUGGCAGAGGACCCCGAAGAGAAUGUGGACAGCCAGGCGGAUACUGCCUCCAACUGCACAGCGACACCGGUGCUGGAGCCCCUGAAGGCUGUGGUGCUGGGGGGGGACCCACUGCCUGCCCUGGGGGACCUGCUGCCUCAUGAGGAGCUCCCCACUGACACCAGCAACUCCUCCUCCUCCUCCUCCUCCUCCUCCAUCCAGGAUGAAGUGGAGGUGGACACCUUCUCAGACCUGCCCGGGCGGGUGGUGCUGAACUGCGUCUAUUGCCUGGGGGCUGAGCGGCUGCAGCAGAUGCUCUUCAGCGACUCGCCGUUCAUGCAGAGUUUCCUGUGCCAGCGCAAGUUCACAGAUGUGACACUGACCUCAUGGAGUGGCAAGAGCAAGUGCCACCAGAGCCGUGUCCUCUCCUAUACCAUCCCCCUCAGCAACCCGCUGGGGCCUAAGGCAGCUGCUGUGGUGGAGACGCAGACCCUGUUCCGUGCCAGCCCCGAUAGCGGUGCCUGCGUGGUGGACUCGGAGGUGAUCACGCAGGGCAUCCCCUACCAGGACUACUUCUACACCGCCCACCGCUACUGCAUCAGCACGCUGGCCACAGGCACGGCCCGUCUCAGAGUCUCCUCCGAGAUCCGGUACCGGAAGCAGCCCUGGAACCUGGUGAGAGCCCUGAUUGAGAAGAACACGUGGAGCGGUGUGGAGGAGUACUUCCAGCACCUGGGGCUGGCGCUGGCACGAGCGGAGAAGACGCUGCUGGAGGAGAGUGGCAGUGGGACGGAGCCGCGGGGGCUGCGCCGCAGGAAGCACACACUGAGCUGGAGGGCCCCCCAUGCUGAGCCCACCCUGGCCACGCUGCCCCCCAGCAAGACAGGGCCCUGCCCCCUGCGCCCCUCUGGCAGCCUGGCAGCCCAACUCUCCCAGCAGCUCGUGGAGCGGAGCCGGGGCCCCACUGUGUCCACCCUCAUCCUCAUCGUCAGCCUGGUGAUCUGUGUGAGCCUGCUGGUCCUAGUGGUUCUCAACGUGAUGCUGUUAUACCGGCUGUGGGCGCUGGAGCAUACGGCCCGCGCUUUCCAGGCCUGGCAGGCUUCCGCACUGGCCCGAGGGAAGCUGCCCCGGUCAGCAGGCGAGUGGGCCGAGGUCCUGGAGCUGCAGCGGCGUUUCCAUGGUGCCGAAGUGCAGAAGUGGAGGCAGAUCCUGGAGGCCUCUGUGGAGCUGCUGGAUGAGAUGAAGGUCUCCCUGGAGAAGCUGCACCAGGGCAUCAUGAUGGCAGAACCACCCCCGGAGCCAGGCCAGGCUGAUGCUAUUUCCUGAAGCUGCACUGGCCUCCGGGAGCCAUGGGGGACUGAGCUGGAUCUGAGACUGCAGCUAGGUCAGCGCCGCCCAGACACGCCUGUGGGCCGGCUCCUUCAGCCGAGUCAGCGCCGUUCAGCCAGCUCCCUCGACUGGCUCAGCGCUGCCUGGGCGCCCCUUGUCGGCCAGGUCAGUACUGCUUGACGCCCUCAUUCAGCUGGCUCCCUCAGCCAGGUCAGCACCGCCCGGACACUCCUCAUCGGCUGGCUCCCUCGUUCGGGUCAGCGCCAUCCAGACGCCUCCUGCAGGCCAGUUCCCUCCACCAGGUCAGUGCCGCCUGGAUGUCCCCGUUCAGCUGGUGCCCUUGGCCGGGUCAGCGCUGCCUGGACAUCCCCCUUCGGCUGGCUCCCUCAGCCAGGUCAGGACCGCCUGGACACCCCCCUUCAGCAGGCUCCGUCGGCCAGGUCAGCGCUGCCUGGACACCCCCCUUCGGCUGGCUCCCUCGGCCGGGUCAGGACCGCCUGGACACCCCCUUUCGGCUGGCUCCCUCGGCCGGGUCAGGACCGCCUGGACACCCCCUUUCGGCUGGCUCCCUCGGCCGGGUCAGAACUACCUGGACACCCCCCUUCGGCUGGCUCCCUCGGCCGGGUCAGCGCCGCCUGUACGCUUCCCAGGGUCUGCUUCUCCUGCUGGGUCAGCAGCACCUGGCCAUUGGCUGGUGUCAGCACUGGCUUGGGCUGCCCUGCUCUUCUGCCACCCCCCAGCGGAGCAGGUCUCUGUGGUGACAGCUAGGUGGAGGCCGCACCGGGGGACACAUGGAAGAUCCCCUGGGAUUAGCUCUGCCCCCCGCGAUCUGCCCACUGCCUGCAACCCAGGACAACGGUGGCUGGACUGCAGCUGCCAGCUGGGUACGGCCCACCAUGUCUGCUGCCUGGUGGCCUGUCGUGGGCUGGGGGAACCCAUCCAGUCUGGGCUAGGAAUUGACUUUCUAAGUGGUCUAGCUGCAUGGUGUUACUGUGGGGUGUGGCCAGGGCAGUUCCCCUGCCCCCUUACCUUGGAGCCAGGACUCCUGGGUCCUCUGCACUGGAGCAGGGGAACCCUUGGGGCAAACUCCGUGCAGUGCAGGGGGCACUGCCCAUGGCUCUGCCUCCUUCCCCAAACACUCAAUUCCUAGUGGGCCCGGUGCUUACCAGGCACUGGGUCGUUGUCUCCUGGCCUGGGCCUCUUGUCCUUCGCCGCUGCUGGAAGGGGCUGGGCUGCGUGUGAGCCUCCCAGCCAGCCUGCACACCGUCUUCUCCCUCAUCCUCAGUGUUAUGGGGCUCGUCCCCCCGCCCCCCCCGUCACUAUUUAUUAGCUGAUUAAAGUGUGGCUGGUAUAGCGCC